AUGGUCCAAUCUAUUGACCAGGCUAUUUCUUCGUUUCCUGUGUCAGUGGAGGCUGAGCAGAGGAAGGGUGCCACAGCGCAGGAGUAUGAGGGAAUACAGGAAGCAGCCAUCAGCAUCGCAGAGGGUCGCAAGGAAGCGCAAAUCCUCACUGCAGAGGGAGAGGAGGAGCUGUUUGGUGAGGCCCAGGCUGUGUUAGCCAAAGCAGAGGCCAAAUCCAAGGCCGUUCGUCUGCUGUCAGAGGCCCUGGCUGAACAGAACGGAAGUGCUGCUGCCCCGCUGAAUGUUGCUGAAGAGUUCGCCAAAGAGUCCAACACUGGUGACAUCAGUGGAAUGAUCAGGCCACGACUAUUUACAGCACGCUGGCCAAAGGGGAGGCCAAAAGUUGAGAGCAUAAAAACCAAGACAGAGGAACCCAGUUAAGAGCCUCUGGCCGAGGGAACAUCAGCUCAGUGGCAAAGACGUUUACUGUUCUGAACUACAGCAGACACUGAAAAGAGAAGCAGCACUUUUCCACAAUUAUGGAGUACAAUGGUGCUGCUGUGUGGCUCGCUGUCUGGUGCAAAGGGAACUCUAUCUACUGCAGGGCACAGGAAGUCGAGCCUGAGGGGGAACAUUUGAUGAACAGCCGAGAAAAGAUAUUGAGCCAUUAUUAUGGCAGUGGUGUUGGUCAGGAGUUGUACCUGUCGUAUUUGUGAUAGGGAUAUUUCCUCUGCAAAUUUAAAAAAAAACAA
Scatophagus argus is the source of this 731-nucleotide messenger RNA. Its product is annotated as stomatin-like protein 2, mitochondrial. The transcript is spliced from 5 exons. The record is from RefSeq and is a predicted model, not a curated record. The coding region runs from base 1 to 420 and encodes 139 amino acids. Lineage: Eukaryota; Metazoa; Chordata; Actinopteri; Scatophagidae.